Messenger RNA from Limanda limanda (common dab), 1581 nucleotides. RefSeq names its product gdnf family receptor alpha 1a (gene gfra1a). The transcript has 11 exons. The coding region runs from base 4 to 1581 and encodes 525 amino acids. Gene Ontology annotation, cellular component: external side of plasma membrane; signaling receptor complex. Gene Ontology annotation, biological process: nervous system development. Gene Ontology annotation, molecular function: signaling receptor activity. The record is from RefSeq and is a predicted model, not a curated record. NCBI's taxonomy places the organism in Eukaryota, Metazoa, Chordata, Actinopteri, Pleuronectiformes, Pleuronectidae.
CACAUGGAGACGAAGACGAUGAUCCUCGCAGGGUUGUAUGUCCUCCUGCCUCUUUUGGAUGUGUUGUCUCACGCCGAGGAGAACGUGCGGCGCCUGGACUGCGUGAGAGCCAGCGAACAGUGUCUGAAGGAGCCGGGCUGCAGCUCCAAGUACCGCACGAUGAGGCAGUGCGUGGCCGGCGGAAGGGAGAGCAACUUCAGCCUGGUGGCCGGCCUGGAGGCCAAGGACGAGUGCAGGAGCGUCAUCGAUGCCCUCAAGCAGAGCCCCCUGUACAACUGCAGGUGUAAAAGGGGCAUGAAGAAGGAGAAGAACUGCCUGCGCAUCUACUGGGGGAUCUAUCAGACAUUACAAGGCAAUGAUUUCUUGGAGGAUUCUCCUUACGAACCUGUAAACAGUCGUCUUUCUGACAUUUUCCGCCUGGCUCCCAUCCUAGAGGGUGGGGAACCUUGGAGCAGCUCCGCAACCUUGGCUCCAGGCAGGGGGGGCGCCCAGGGCAGAGAGCCCGUUCUGGGCCGCGGGAGCCCCUCCUCCACGGACCUUCAGGACCCCAGUAGAAACAGGAGAGCUCAUCCCAAUUGGGCCAUACUGGGUGAGCCUGCGGUGGCGAGAGAGAACAACUGUCUGAACGCCGCCAAGGCCUGCAACCUGAACGACACGUGUAAGAAGUACCGCUCGUCCUACAUCAGCCCGUGCACCAGCCGCGUCUCCACCGCCGAGGUUUGCAACAAGAGGAAGUGUCACAAGGCCCUGCGGCAGUUCUUUGACAAGGUUCCACCGAAGCACAGCUACGGGAUGCUGUACUGCUCCUGUCCGCUCCGAGACCAGACCGCCUGCUCCGAGCGCCGGCGUCAGACCAUCGUCCCCGUCUGCUCGUACGAGGAGAAGCAGAAACCAAACUGUCUGGAGCUGCAGGUCACGUGCAAGACCAACUACAUCUGCAGGUCACGACUGGCUGACUUCUUUGUCAACUGCCAGCCGGAGCCGCGCUCGCUGUCAGGCUGUCUGAAGGAGAACUACGCAGACUGCCUCCUCUCCUACUCCGGUCUGAUUGGAACCGUGAUGACUCCCAACUACCUGCGCUCACCCAGGAUCAGCGUGUCUCCGUACUGCGACUGCAGCAGCAGCGGCAACAACAAGGACGAGUGCGACAAGUUCACAGAGUUUUUCACCGAGAACACCUGCCUCCGUAAUGCCAUUCAGGCCUUUGGGAACGGGACGGACGUGGGGGUGUGGCAGCCUGUGUCCCCGGUCCAGACCACCACCUCCACCACCACUCACUCCCAGAAGAACCGCGACCGCAACCCCAACACUAUCGACAACCACAUCAACGCGGACCCUGGGAUUUACCACUUCUGUGGCAGCCUACAGGCUCAGAAACUGAAGUCAAACUCAACUGUGGAUGGCGUCUUCUGUGUGGAUCCUCAGAUCGAUGGUCCCAGUACGUCCAACGCCAUCGUGAGGAACUCGGCCGCCUACAGACGGCCUGCGGGCCCGACCUCUCUGCUGCCCCCACUGCUCUGGCUGUGGUACUGCAGCCUGCCGGCACUCUCCUCCUCCUCCUCCUCUCCGGGCGACUUGUAG